CCAAGAGGUCGCUGCCGCUCGGGCUUCCGGGACGUGCGGCCCGCGAGCGCGCAUGCGCCACCCGGGGAGGGCACUUUCUCAUUAGCCCGGGGCCGCCUUGCGGGAGCGGUUUGUGGGCGUCAGGUUGCCUAGUCCUAGAGUUCGAGGCUCCCUCUGGAUGAGAAUUGAGCUGUCAGUGCUGCCAGGAAACCCGGGGUUACAGCACGACGGGGUCCGUGGCUCCAGAUAUACGUCUUGAUCCUCAAACUAAAUAGAAAGCUUCAGGAAGGAAUGAAUGAUGAAGCUCUACAUAUAGUAGCUGCUCAAUAAACCUGUAUGAAAGAUGAGAAAGAAUUUCAUGGAGACUCCACUAACCUAAAUAUUGGUGUUUGAUUUCAUAGAGUAAAUUCUUUUUGAGAAGAAACUUACGGAUAUCCAAAAAUGACUGAGACUGAGCAGGCAGAGGCCCAGCUCUCUGAGUUAGAGCUGCUAGCCAGUAUGUUCCCCGGUGAGAAUGAGCUUGUCGUGAAUGACCAGCUGGCUUUAGCAGAACUGAAAGAUUGUAUUGAAAAGAGGACAAUGGAGGGACGAUCUUCAAAAGUUUACUUUACUAUCAAUAUGAACCUGGAAGUAUCUGAGGAAGCAAUGGUAAUGUUUUCUCUGGCCUGUAUUCUUCCCUUUAAAUACCCUGCAGUUGUGCCCGAAAUUACUGUCAGAUCAAUAUCAUUAAGUAGAUCCCAGCAGACUCAGCUGAACACAGAUCUGACCACAUACCUGCAAAAGAAUUGUCUCGGAGAUGUCUGUAUAUUGAAUGCCACAGAGUGGGUUAGAGAGCAUGCCUCUGGCUACGUCAGCAGAGACACCACACGUUCCCCAGCUCCAGGAAGCACAGUCCAGCCAGUCGAUCUCAUUCUCACGAGACUCUGGAUCUAUAGCCAUCACAUCUACAACAAAUACAAAAGAAAGAAUAUUCUAGAGUGGGCAAAGGAGCUUGCCCUAUCGGGGUUUAGUAUGCCUGGGAAACCUGGUGUUGUUUGUGUGGAAGGCCCACAAAGUGCCUGUGAAGAAUUCUGGUCAAGACUCAGAAAAUUAAACUGGAAGAGAAUUUUAAUUCGCCAUCGAGAAGACAUUCCUUUUGAUGGUACAAAUGAGGAAAUGGAAAGACAAAGAAAAUUUUCAAUUUUUGAAGAAAAGGUGUUCAAUGUUAAUGGAGCCAGAGGAAACCACAUGGACUUUGGUCAGCUUUAUCAGUUUUUAAAUGCCAAAGGAUGUGGGGACGUUUUCCAGAUGUUCUUUGGUGUGGAAGGACAGUGACUCAGCAGAGGAGUAGUUGAAAGUGUUUUGUCACUGUUGGCCUUUUAAUUUUUUCCCCACUCUCUUUUGAAAGACUAAGUAAUUUUACUUUAGUCUCAUUCUAGAAUGUUAGGGGGAAAAAAGAGAAAAAGUAGUAUAACUGAAAUGCAUCUGUUAAAAAUAUGUCAUGAUUGAAAGCACAACUGAGUUUCAAAUUAUAAUCUUAAAAUUGUUGAUAGAAAUUUCUUGACAUAUAAACUACCCAUGUUGAAAAGAAAAUUAAUUAUACUUGAAGAUGAUAAUUCUGGUGGUCCAACGUGCCACCCAUUCCCAACCCUCUUCCCCUUUCCCUGCCUGCACUAAAGAACCUGGAAAGCUAAAUGCUCACUCUCCUAGCCUCCCUUGUAGCUAGGGGUAGCCUUGGGACACAGCUCUGGCUAGGGGACUUCAGGGAAAACUUUUGCUUUCUGGAUUAAAAUGAUAGAUGCAGCUAGGGCACCUCUUCUCCCUCUUUCUUCCACAAACACCAAAGUGGUGGCUGGAGCUGCAGUAUCCUUUCAACACCAGGGAAGGACGGACCAAGAGAAGCACAGAGAUGUCAGUCCCCCAUGUUGCUGAGCUGCUGAUCCAACACCAGCCCUUGCCUAUCUCUAGACAGCUAAUUAUGACAUAAAACUAGUUUUAUU
Molecule: messenger RNA, 1958 nt
Organism: Ceratotherium simum simum (southern white rhinoceros)
Lineage: Eukaryota; Metazoa; Chordata; Mammalia; Perissodactyla; Rhinocerotidae
Source: RefSeq, a predicted model, not a curated record